This is a messenger RNA of Armigeres subalbatus, 4491 nucleotides long. RefSeq lists its product as uncharacterized. The coding region runs from base 408 to 4001 and encodes 1197 amino acids. The transcript has 2 exons. The record is from RefSeq and is a predicted model, not a curated record. NCBI's taxonomy places the organism in Eukaryota, Metazoa, Arthropoda, Insecta, Diptera, Culicidae.
CUCCAUUCGAUAUGUGCUGCUACUUUGUGUCAUGACGUAUCUGAUGAAUUACAUGAUUGAGCAUGAAUGCCGCUGUAGUCGAAGCAAAAGAAAUAAACUUAUCAAUCGGUAUAAUUAAAAAUAGAUAUUUCGCAAUGUAAUGAAAUUAAACACCUCUAUCGAGAAAAUAUCGGGUAGGAGGUGAGUAGUAGCGAGCACUUUCCUACAAAACUGGCACAGAAAAUGUUUUCGAUAAUAGCUCCCACUUUUGAUGCCUUCAUACACAUUUCUUUUCGCUGCUCUUCGGUCAGUAGCCGCUGAAUUAGUUUAUUGUUGCCGCAUUCAACUCAUUGAUUCCGCUGACAGUACAGUACCACAACUAUCGGAUCGGUUACCCUACUAGCUUGCUUCUGGUUGUCAUCACAACGAUGCUCACGGAUAUCGACAAACAUCAAUCCGAGAUGUGUCUCUCCUUGUUUCGGAUGUCAAAAAGGCAUUCAAGGGAAAUGCAUUGCAGUAUAGGCCGACGUAUUCUGAAAUCGAAUCAUUUCAAUGACGUAUAUUGUAGUAUGGAGAGUGAAGAGCGAUGCGUACUCUACCUUAUCGACACAAAGCAACUUUCAUGCAAUACCACGAUGUUUGGAAGUGAAUCUGCUUUGAUAAAAUAUUUCAAGGCUUACCUUAAGCUACGAAAACAGGCAGCUCAUUUUAUAAAGGAGGUAGCAGUUUGGACUAGAAUGAAUGCUGAUUGGGAGAAGAACCCUGCUUCGAAAACUCAGCUGGAGUAUGUUAUCGAGAAUAACGUGAACGAUUUAUUUGAUCCAUAUGAGUUUGGUAUCAGCAGGUAUCGAAUUCGGUUAGGAGUAUCGACUGAAAAGCAGCUGAUAAUGUUGUGUCAUCCCUUAUACCAAUUGGCUUCUAAAAUAGCACAUACGAUGUUCAAGAAAUCUGUCAUAAGCCCGUCAAGAAUAUCGAAAAGGUUUUUCAUGAUAUUACUGAAAGAUGUAUUCAAGGAUCAAAACCAUUUUAAAGAUGAUUUUUUGCAAUGUAGUGAAGACCUCUGUUGGGAAGCAAAACAAUUCUAUGGUUAUUUGGAGCACGUUCUGAUUGAAAAAUAUCGACAAAGAAAUAUUAUGGGUUUCUAUAAAUUGCUUCAAAUUGAACAAAUGCCCUAUGCAAAGUUUAUUGAAUUACAGGUUGUUGAUAGUGAAUGGAACGACGAGUACAUCAGCAAAAGUGCGUGGAAUGUCGUUAACCAUGUCAGUCAUGAGGACGUUCAACAGUUUCUAUCAACAUUUGCGUUAUAUACAAAUAUUCCUAUGGGUAAUCAAAUCAAUAUAUUGCUACCAAGGUACUAUAACCUACGAACUAAAAACAUGAUGGAGAAUAUUUAUGCAUCUGGUGUGCUGGUGCGAAGUGCUGAUAUAGAUGAUCUAUGGGCAUUGAUGAAUACGGAACGGUAUGAAGACGUGUAUUGUUUCGAAAACUUAUUGUUCAAACCAGACACUCUAAAAGAUUUAGCAAAGGUUUUGCUAACGUACGUUGUUUAUAAGAAAUCAUAUAAUAAAAUCAUAAUAGAGGCUUGUAACGAUGUGCACAUAUCUGUUAGUAGAGUUAUAAGGAUAUUAGAAAAAUCAACCAAUAGGUAUAUUUGUGUGAAUGGAACCCAAUUUAUGGAGAGGCAAAAAAACAUAUCUCAUUUAAUACAAAUAUUGCUGAAGUAUCAUCUUGAUUGGUGGAUUGUUCUGGUCAUAGAGGAGAAUUUUUCAGCAUUCGAUGAUUUUUGGAAACAAGAUUAUCGCAUGAUCAUAAUUGUUGCCGAAAGCAACAAUUUUCACAAUCAGUCUGCUUUUGCUUACAAAGAUCGGUUCGUAUACAGUGACCUCGUAGAUUCUGCCAAAGACAAGAUUUUGUCAACGCCAGUGAUCCUGCAAGGACGUCAAAGUAAGUUGGGAACUUUAUUGAGCGAAAAUGCUUUGGCGAUGAUUCCAAUUAGUGCUCUAGGGUACUUAUCGCGAAACUAUCAUCAGAAUAUUGUGAUUGGAAAGCAACUUGACGUACUAGAGUUAAAACUGUUUAUCCCCAGAUAUUGCCGAACAAACAGCCAUUUUAAAAUUAAUCCAUUCGAAACGGAUCUCAGCUCUAUUUCGAUUUUGUGUGGAUUGCCUGGAAUAGGAAAAAGCCAAUUAUUAAUGCGACUGGCUAUACAUUUUUCUAAACAAUUUAACGAUAGUGUUGUUCUGUUAGUGGAUUUCAAACGUAUCGUUGAUUGGCUCGACGAUUCCUUCAACAUAACAACAUUAGUUCUUAGACUAAUGAACCUCAGUUGUAUCGAUAAUAUCCAAAAAUUCAUAGUUCAAAGAAUAGUAGCAGAUGAGAAAGUGAUUUUAUUACUGGAUGGGUUCGAUGAAGUUUGCUUAUUAAAAAUGGAACACGCAAAUAGAAUUAUCAAUCUUUUCAGCAAAUCUAACCAUCGGCUGAUUAUUGCUACCCGACCACAUAGACUGGAUGUCUUACAACAAUAUUUAAAUGAUUCAAUAGUUUAUAAUAUACUACCGUUUACGGAAGAUGAACAGUUGCAGUUUCUGGAACAACGUUUGAGUAAUGUUCUUUCAAAUGAAUGGCAAUGCACUGACCUAAUCGAAACAGUUAAAACAGUAUUCAAUGGAGAGAAUCCUUUGGGCAUUCCACGACAAAUUGAAAUAAUUGCAUCAAUGUACGACAAUGUAAAAUCAACUAAUUUAUUUUCUCUAAGAAAUGCCGCUGAAGUAUUACAAAUAUUUGUUGACAAGUGGAUUGACAUAUAUUUCGAAAUUUUUUUCGAUCGACAUGAUGAAUCUCACGACAGCAUCAUAGAGACACUGAGAUUCAACUUUGAAUGUGAUCAUUCGGAAAUAGCAUUCCGUUUGGCCACCAAUCAAACCAUCAGACCUACGGUAUUUUCAAAUGCAGUACAAUAUGGAUUACUUCGCAUUGAUAACGGGAAGGUGUCAUUUCGUAUUAGCUCGCUUACGAGUUUCUUUUCAGCUCAAUAUGUGAUACGUCAUCAGAUUGGUCAACACCAGUUCAAUCGUUAUAUGUUAGAACAUUUCUGUAGACCUAAUGAUCGAUUUGAUAUUUAUUUGGAACACCAUUUAAGCAAAACAGAUUUUCAUAGAAAACCUUUGGGCACAAUGCCUGCGAUUCAAAACAUAAAUCUAUCAGAGCUUCGCAUUUUACAGAAUCAUAGGAUCCAUGCGGACAAAAUCAAACAAUUGCAUUUGUUUCUCGUAGAAUGCAGUUCUGUCGAACAACAGCUAGGAUACAUAAGAAAAGCCAUUGGAAACGCCCAUUUAUUCACAUUUCAGGUACUGUACGAAAGUCUUCCGAAAAGUUUAAUCCAAGAACAACGUUUCAAAUUCACUAGUGACAAAGUUGAUCCGUUCAAGAUAGAUAUUUCCGGCGUAAGCGAGGAAUAUCUUGUUCUGCUUUUAAAAAUUCUCUAUCAGGAACAUUCAAAUGAUUUCGUGACAAAAAUCAUGUCUAACUUUGAACGAAACGAAGACGAUUUCGUCAGUGCGGCAAUCAAGCGCGAUUAUCGUGGGCUAAUAGAGGAAAUGUUCCACAUCGAGCAGGAUUUGACCAACGAGGAAGAAAGUGAUCUUAUGCAAGAGUAUUUGUCCUCUAGAUGGUCGCAUUAUUUAAGGCUCGCGGUUGAACAUCGAAGGAAUGCUCUCCUAAAUCUGGUGUUAGGGUUCAUAGAAACGAGGUUUCACUCAAGAGUGAUUAAGCGGUUUCUAAUUAAUUCUAACAUAUUGCGGGUUCUAUUUGAGACAUGUAAUAGCGAACAAGUGGAUGUGUCAGUUAUGAAACGAGUGCUGGAUUUCAUUGAGCAACAUUUAAGUAAAUACGAUUUGAAAACUCUAUUGAAUCGAAGUGUGGAUGGUUGGAUUUUUAUUGAACGGAUAAAAACAUUGCAAAAUCCGAGAGCUUGCGAAUUAUGUGAAUCAUUGUUGAAGUGUUAUGGAACCUUUCAACGAUAGCCUCAACAUUUUUAUUUGCUGAAUAGAUUUUUUUAUUCCUUUCUUUAUUUACUAGGUACUCUGUGUUACUUAACCGCUACUGUGCCGAGAUCUACUGUGAUAUUCUGCUGUACAGAAUCUAUUUUUUGAUUUCCAUCAAUCAUUAUUGUUGUUAUUGCCAGUCCAUCUCGUCGUGAGUCUAUUGUGUCCGUUUGUCCUUGUCGUGUAUUAAAUUUUAAUUUUUUUAUUAAAUUUUAAUGAUCGAUAUUGAGAAGAACAAGCCAUGACGACAAGGCGCGUAUCCCAAAACGCCACCUCAUGGACUAAAUCGAUUCUUUAAUUUAACUCUCAAAAGAAAUCUAACUUUGCUUUGCUGUUUCAUUACUGAAAUAUUUAGAAUCUUGAUUACGGGAAAAUAUGGACAAACAAUUGUGUACUUGAAUUGUUCGCUCUAACGGUUAAUUAAUGUUGGCGCAGUAGAACACUUGAAGAGUCCUUCGUCGGCGAAUAC